Messenger RNA from Helicoverpa armigera (cotton bollworm), 3209 nucleotides. RefSeq names its product protein O-mannosyl-transferase TMTC1. The transcript is spliced from 14 exons. Gene Ontology annotation, molecular function: protein binding. Bases 644 to 3052 code for a protein of 802 amino acids. Lineage: Eukaryota; Metazoa; Arthropoda; Insecta; Lepidoptera; Noctuidae. The record is from RefSeq and is a predicted model, not a curated record.
CGCUGCACGCCGCCACAUAAAUCACGAGCAUUUAAAAUAAAAACGAUCGCAUUCAUCCCAAAGUGAAGCAAGAAUUAAAAAACGAAAUAAGGGAGAAGGGCGUUCAUCGUUCUUGGGCUAUCGUUUACGGAGCUAUUCGGAGCACUCAUGAAUAUGACAUCAGCGGUCGCGCCUGACCCGCGAUGUUGAUUUAUGCGGCGUCGGUGAUCCAUCACGCGGGGACGGAUAACUGGCCGCACAAACACACGCCGCACACUUUUGCGACGCGACAACGGUCGCCGACAACCUUUUGUGCAUCGAGCUGAGAUUGUUUGCCAAUUGAGUAUGCAUGAAGUUUGGAGCGAUAUAUUGAAUCGAUGAGCUUUUCUGUCGGUUGAGACUUUGUUUGUUUUAGUUUUAUUACUGUUUUGUUUGUAAAGUGGGUUAAUGUAUUCCAAAGAGUUUUGUAAGUGUUAUCAUUCUCUUAUUCUGCUCGUAUAUAGCGACUUUGUCUGACAUACAUAGUUCCAUUCAAUAACAACUCACGAAAAAUUGGCUAUGUAAUUAUCAAAAAUGUGUCAUCUCAGAUACCCAAAGAAAACCUCUCGACAUGUAAACUAAUAUAAAGCUAACCAACAAAACAAGUGAAAAGCAGUGUUUAAAAAUGCGUCGUCGUCCACUACCACCGGUUCGCGAAGAGGUAUCGAACUCGAAGUCGUGGCGGACACUAUGCGAGAGUGAGUGGGCGGUGUACGCGCUCGUGGCGUCAGUGGGCGCGCUCACGUACGCCAACAGCCUCAGUGGCGAGUUCGUGCAUGACGACAUCCCGGCCAUCGUGUCCAACAGUGACGUGAAUGGGGCCAACCCAGUGUUGCAAGUGUUCAGGAACGAUUUCUGGGGGACGCCGAUGUCGGAUCAUAAUAGUCACAAGUCGUAUCGGCCGCUGACUACGCUGUCUUUUCGACUAAACUACAAGCUAUGCGGCUUCCUACCGUGGUGGUGGCACGCGUGUAACGUUGCGUUGCACGCUGCGUGCUGCGCGCUGGUUGCUCGCACGGGCGCGCUGGUUGCGAGGUUGCAGCGCCCGUUUGCAGCGCUCGCGGCGCUGCUGUUCGCGGUGCACCCUGUACAUACUGAGGCGGUGGCAGGAGUAGUUGGCAGAGCAGAUGUGCUGGCCUGUCUCUUCUUCCUCUCUUCUGUUCUGCUGUAUCAUGGGUCGUCAGGUCGACACCGGGUGUGGUCUAGCAUUGCGCUGGCUGCUCUCAGCAUGCUCGCCAAGGAGACAGGCCUGACUGCGCUGCUGUUCAAUGUCGCCUUCGAUCUGUACCGAUGUUGGAGCUCCAAUAGAUUUUCGCCAUCGUUGAAAUGGCGGUGGCGCAGUGAAAGUUCAUACGGGCGGGUUUUGCGCGCACUCGCCGCAUUGGUACUGCUAGUCGGGGCCCGACUCGCAUUGCUGCAAGGGUCCCUCCCUGCGUUCUCGCCACAAGACAACCCGCCCGCUUUCCAUCCUUCUUUUAGUGUGAGAUUAAUGACAUUCUGCUACCUAGCAGCGUUCAACUGGUGGCUGCUCCUGUGCCCGUGGGCGUUGAGCCACGACUGGCAGAUGGGGUCCGUGCCGCUCGUCACCAGCGGCUGGGACCCCAGGAACUUGCUCACCUGUGCAGCUUUUAUAGCGCUGAUUGCGCUGUCCUGUCGGUGCUUGCUGGAUUUAGAGCUGCAACGCCACACGCCAGCUGUAGUGGGGCUGAUGCUGCUGGUGAUACCGUACCUGCCAGCUUCCAACCUGCUCGUCACUGUGGGCUUCGUGGUGGCCGAGAGAGUGCUGUAUAUACCCAGUGUGGGUUCAGUAAUAAUCACCGUGUACGGAGUGCAGCUGAUGUGGCGACGCAGCUUCGGCAGCAGGCUGCUGAUCCUCGGAGUAGCUGUGCUGGUGGCCGGUGGAGUCGCCAGGACACAUCUACGGAACAGGGAUUGGAGGACCAGGGAGACUUUGUUAAGAGCGGACCUAUCAGUGUUGCCACAUAACGCGAAGUUGCACUACAAUUUCGCGAACUUCUUGAAGGACAUCGAGCAGCAAGAGAAUGCUAUCAAACAUUACAAAGAGGCUUUAAAACUAUGGCCCAGUUACGCAAGUGCCCACAAUAACCUAGGCACGUUGGUGCUGGCAUCAGGGAGGGCCGAAUACCACUUCUUGCAAGCGCUGAAAUACAACAGGGAUCAUGUGAAUGCACACUAUAAUCUAGCUAAAUUAUACAGAAAGAAGAAUCGAAUACCGGAAUCUCUAAAGAUGCUGGAACGCUGCAUAUCUUUAGAGCCGAGGUUUGUUCAGGCGUACCUGGAACUCCUGCUGCUCAAACCUGAAGAUGAGAAGAGAGGAGUUCUAGACAAACUGCUGGAAUUAGAGCCGAGGAAUUGGGAACAUUACUUGCUUUACGGCAACUGGUUGAAGGACAGAGGUCUCCUACCACUAGCACUAGAGUACUACACGCGAGCGAUGCGGCUGUCGUUCAGUAGUGCACACGGCAGCGCGCGAGGCGAGGUGGUGUCACUGCGCUCUGCCUGCCUAGCGCUGCGCUCAGUGGGGCAGUACAGCCGGGUGCUGCAGCUGUUAGUCAGAUGGCACGGCGUCCGUGGAGAUGGUCAGCCAGCGAGUCGGAGACUUCUAGCUGCGCGCGCGUGGCGCCUGCGCAGCGAGCUCGCCGAGCGCGCCGCGCUAUACGCCCGCCCGAGGUUGCAGCCCACGCCUAUAACAUCAACAUGUUUACAUCACAGUCACCUGGAAGUGUCGGUAGAUCCAAACAAAUUAAAACCAAACGAUAGAAUAUUAGCACAAAACAUAAUGCACAGUGGUGCAACAUCGAACGGUGCAGAAAAAAAUAAUGUAAAUAAAAAUAAUUGCCAAAAAUUCGAGCAUAGGAAAAAAAGUGUUUCGCUGUCUAGCCAUUAUAAAUUAACACAUAAUAAAUCAGAAUCAGGACAGAGGCAGAAAAGCUGUCCUUUACACAAGAAGAAGAAAAUUAAAGAUCCUGAGUUCACGCCGUUUGUGUCAGACCAUUUGAUAAAGACUUAUUAAUUAGUGGUGUAAGUUAGAUACGAUUUUUUGUGUUACCGACAUGUACUGUUGGUAUAAAAUACCUACUUUAUUAUCCCAUUUGUACCGGUAAAAAUGUUUACCUAUGUGUUUUAGGUAACACAAAAAAGCGUGUCACACAGUACAUAUUGAUAUUUUU